Molecule: messenger RNA, 1683 nt
Organism: Micromonas pusilla CCMP1545
Lineage: Eukaryota; Viridiplantae; Chlorophyta; Mamiellophyceae; Mamiellales; Mamiellaceae
Exons: 2
Coding region: 177-1640 (487 amino acids)
Source: RefSeq, a predicted model, not a curated record
CGACCGCGCGCAGUUGCAUCGCGAGCGUCGCCAUCUCGCGCGCGCACGCCCGUGUCCUUCACAGGGGUCAACCGCGAACGCGUUCGCGUCGGCGUCAACGCAUCACACAGGGGUUCUAACCCGUCGAGCCAAAAGCAGCAGACGCGGAUCCCCCCGCGCGUCGCUCGCAGGUCGCGAUGUUUAAGCAGACGACGCGACCGCCCGCGGACUUUCGCGUCUUGAAAAUGCGCGCCGCGGAGGAUUCAAGCAGGGACAUGAACGACUACAUCAAGUCGUGCAACGCGCGUCAAGGGUACGCGCAGUGGGAAAACAACACGGACAAAAUGAUCGCGAAGAACCAGUUCAAGAAACGGUUCGAGGCGCUCAAGGCGCAGGCGGAGGCGAACCUCGACGCGAGAAGAGAGAAGCUCGCGGCGAUGCUUCUCGCGGAGGAGGCGGCGCUGAAACAGGAGCUCGUCGAUCGUCAGCAGACCCCGGAGGAGCGACAUCACGCGCUCGAAGCACGAGCGCGCGCGCUGUUCAAACAGCGCGAAGACGAGCGCGCGCAGUUCGCGCAAGAGAUGUUGUAUCGCCAGUGGCGCGAAGGCUGCGACGGCGUCCGACAAGGCGACUCGAAGGCGAAAACCGUCUCCACGGUGGAAGGGCGCAAGGCGCAGCUCGACGAGAAGCUCGCGAAGAAGCGCGCGGAGGAGGAGGAGAAGCGAUACUACGACGCGGAGUACGAGAAGCUCCGGUUGAAGAAAGAGGAGAGAUUUCUCGCGGACGUGGCGGCGCAGGAGAAACUCAAGGCGGAGGCGAUCCGGGCGUUGGACGAGCAAGUCGCGCAGGUGAGCUCCCGCCGCGUCGCGGAAGUGGAGGUUGCGAAGAGCGAAGUCGAACAGAUGAAGCAACGUUGGGCCGAGGAGGAGGAUGCGCACAAAGUGAUCCUCGCGGCGAAGGCGGAAAAAGAGCGCGUUCGUCUGGAGGAGGUUAAAGCGUUCAACGACGCGAAGAGGAAAGCGGACGCGGUCGUCAAAGCGGAGGAAGAGGCGUUCAACUUGAAGCUCGUGCAAGACGCGGCGAGGCAAGUCGCGGAGGAGGAUGCUAGGGAUAGAGAGCUCAGGGCGCGGAAGAAGGAGCAAGACGCGCAGUAUCGCGUGCACCUCGCCGCGCUCAUGGUGAAGGAAGCGGUGAGCGAAGAGGAGAGAGACCGUCUCAUCGAAGAGCAGCAGCUCGAGUACGACGCGAAACGCCAGGCGGAGAAGGACCGACAAGAAGCCGCGCGCGCGAAGCUGUGGAGCGAGGUGGACGCGGAUCGCCAGAGGCAGCUCGGGAUGAAAGCGGAAAAGCGCCGCGCGUUCGAUGAAGAAAAAGAGUACGAGCGUCAGCGCAUGGAAGCGGAGCUCGCCGAGAUGACCGCGCUCGAGCGAGAGUACACCGCGCAGGCGAACGCGCAACGCAUUCAAAACCGGUUGGACAUCGAGGCUCAGAUUCACUACAAAGAGAGUCUACAGCAGAAGAAGCGCGAGGAGGCGCAGCAAGCUUGGGAGGGGGCGCAACAAGCGGAGAAGGAGUAUCAGCAGAUGAUCGACUACGACGCCGCACAAGCGAAACCCGCCGCUCCGAACUACGCCCGGAAAGCGACGAAGUGGUACUCGUGAGUGAUCGUAAAAAUUGUUGAUAAAAAACGCUUUCGUGUUCGUC